AUGCAGUUUAUUUAUGUUAUUUAUAUAAUAAAUUUUUUUAUAAUAAUUACUUUUUCUAUUGAGUGUUAUUUUGGUAGAGGUACAAAUACUCAAAUACCAAUUGAUAAUCAAAUUUGUGAUACUGCUGGUGUUGGUAUUUCUUAUUGUAUGAGAAUGGCUGCAGGAAAUGAUAUUAUUCGUGGUUGUGAUACACAAAAUCUUUGUAAAAAUAUUGGUGUUGGAUGUAGAGAUAAUACAGUUUAUUCUUAUUAUACAGGAGAAUUAUGCUGUUGUAGUAGCAAUAAAUGCAACCAUUCUUCAACAAUAUUUUCUUUCAAAUCAAGAUAUCUAAUAACACUCUUUUUUGUGUUGUCAAUUGUUCUCUUUUUAAAAUAUUUAUGA
Messenger RNA from Strongyloides ratti, 381 nucleotides. RefSeq lists its product as hypothetical. The transcript has 2 exons. Bases 1 to 381 code for a protein of 126 amino acids. The record is from RefSeq and is a predicted model, not a curated record. NCBI's taxonomy places the organism in Eukaryota, Metazoa, Nematoda, Chromadorea, Rhabditida, Strongyloididae.